Molecule: messenger RNA, 2686 nt
Organism: Ctenopharyngodon idella (grass carp)
Lineage: Eukaryota; Metazoa; Chordata; Actinopteri; Cypriniformes; Xenocyprididae
Product: transcription factor Sox-14-like
Exons: 1
Coding region: 175-855 (226 amino acids)
Biological process (GO): cell differentiation; regulation of DNA-templated transcription; anatomical structure morphogenesis
Molecular function (GO): DNA-binding transcription factor activity, RNA polymerase II-specific; RNA polymerase II cis-regulatory region sequence-specific DNA binding
Source: RefSeq, a predicted model, not a curated record
AGAAAUAAUCCUGCCCUUCAAACAGGGCGUUCAUUCCGCUGCAUCUCCAUGAAAUAGACGUGCAGAUCUCAUCUCUUUUCACCAGAGCAGGAACCCUCUCUUUCCAUAGAUGAUUUCAAUAUACUUUCAGGUGUUAUAGCAACUUUUUUUUUCUUCCGUGACGCAAAGCAGCAAAUGAACCUGAGGAACAUGGUGAAGCAACCCAUGGAGCACAUCAAGAGACCAAUGAACGCGUUCAUGGUCUGGUCGCGAGGUCAGAGAAGGCAGAUGUCACUGGAGAACCCAAAGAUGCACAACUCUGAGAUCAGCAAGAGACUCGGUGCCGAGUGGAAGUUGCUCUCCGAGUCUGAAAAACGACCUUACAUCGACGAGGCCAAAAGACUUCGCGCCCAACACAUGAGAGAGCAUCCAGAUUACAAAUACCGACCGAGACGCAAACCCAGAGGACUUUUGAGGAAGGACACUCUGUUGUCUUUAGCGCUUCACAGUGAGCGAGACUUUCAAAGCGUCUCAGCUUUGACCAAACCACGACCUCUCCAUUCAGCUGCGUCCAUGCAACAUCCUUUCAUUGAGCAGAGCCGAUCCAAUACCACUGCUUUCCAACAUGAAAAACCUGCUUUAACCCCUGGCUCGUUGGUUUUUUCUCCAGCUUUAGGCUAUCAGAGUGGACACAGGUCCAUCGGGGGUCUGGGAUGCCCCGGUCAGUACGCGCACACUCACCUGUCACCUGCAAACCCCGGAUACCUGCUGCCCUGUAACUGUUCGCCCUGGUCUUCUUCCAGUCUCACACCUCCACUUGCCUACAUAGUGUUUCCAGGUAUGAGCAAGACUGCAAUUAACUCUUCAGCGCUGUGAUUAAUAUCGCGGAAAGUUUUUAAGAGAGAAGACGACUGGUCUUUUUCCGUUUCUUACUUUAGGUUUAAGUGCAGCUUUAAUGCGUUGAUUAAAAGUGGACAACACUUUGAUUAGUAGAUUAGUAUAAUUUCAUUAAUAAUACCCACCUACUUACUAUAGACCAUUUUCACAGACUGUGAUGACGCGUUUUAACAGUCAUCAAUAUCGUAAAUCCUGCAAAGUUUUUUAUAUUUUCAUUUUAAAAAUGCUAGUUUACAAAAAUAGUUAACGCUGCUGUGAGGGUGUUUUUACAGCAGCUAUGGAAGUGACGGUAAAAAUUACACCUUUCUCCUAAUCGCUCUCUAUUUUUUCCUCUUUUUGAAAUUUAUGAAAACAUUGUUGUGAAGUUUUUCUUUUGCUAUUUGUGCAAAUGGAAACACAAAAAAUAUAUUUAAUGAAGUCUCUCAUUCCGCUUCUGAGAAACCCGGAAAUGGGAAAAGGGUCUAUUUAGUUAGUUAGUUAUGCUAGUUGGUUUUGGAAUUUCACAUUUGUUUUCGCAUUGAUUUAUGAAGCAGAUUUGGGAUUAUUGUAAUAAUUAUAAAUGAUAGAAUUACUUAAUGCUCAGAGCCAAAGAUGAAUUUUAACACAAUCAAAUACCAGACAACACAUUAUGAUUUGAAGUGCGUCAUUUGUGUAUUGAAAUUUUGCUUCACCCGAACUUUUUAUAUAAUGAAAAUGCAGUGAAAGACUCUUUCAAAGACAUUUUCUACAGUCUAAAAUGCCAAAAACAACAACAAAAUAUAUACAGUGGGCACUGUAUAUAUUUUUAAAAAAUCAAGUGUUACUUCCAUUUGGCCUGCUGAUUUGUAAAAGUGUUCAGUAUCUGUAAGCUAUUUUUAGUAGCAAAUAUGUCUACAGCAUAGACAGAUAAAACUUGUUUUAAAAGCUGCUCUGCUGAUGUAAGAUGUAUGUUUGCAGAGUUCACUGUGCUCUCAGGAAGAGGCUGAGACAGAAAAACACUUCCUGCCACAUUGACUAUCAAAACAUUAGAACUGUCCAUUUCACAAAAUUUCAACAACUAUCACCAAAUUUUAUGGCGUUACCAAAUUCAGAAAAAUUAAGUCAUUUUGGGAGAAAACUCUGGCUUGAUCACAACAGCAGCAGCUUGCCACAAACUAAGAGAGUCACCCAGCGGACAAAACUAAAGUCAGAAAUAUUCUUAUCUUGUCUGAAUGUAGUUACAAAUGUACAAAGUAUUUUAUUAUUAUUUUUAUUUAUUUAUUUAUUUAUUUUUACAUUGUCUUAAUUAUUUUCUUGUCAUUUCUUGUUUAUAAAAAAUGUAGUCAUGUAGUCUAUUUAUUUACUUAUUGAUUUAUUGAAUUUAUUAUUUAUUUGUUCAUUGUUUAUGUAAUGCUUCAGCAAUACUGAACAAGUCAUGCCAAUAAAGCUCAUUUGAAUUGAACUGAAUUGAGUAAUUUACAACAACUUUGAACGUGGCUCAACCAAUCAUAAUCAAGGACCGGAACUAUCCAUUUUAUAAACUCAAUUAUACAGCCAAGCCAACAUUGGACUAACUCAUUAGAAUUUUCUUGUUAAUGUUUAUUUAUUUCAUUUUAAAAUGUCUUAAUUUCAGUGCUGUCUUUAUUUGAUUAUUGCUGGUUAUUGAUAUGGUCUUGUAUGAUUCAUGAAUUAUAUUCAGGCAACAGUCCUUUAUAGUCAAAAGCUGUGAUUGAAAUCUUAAAAGAAAAAGACAUUGUAUCAAUAAAAAAACAAAUUGUCUUGUAAAUGUUUGUUUGUUCUGUUUUUUGCCUUCCCUGUUUUCAACAAGUGCAGAUUUGCAUUUGCCAUUGUU